This is a messenger RNA of Passer montanus (Eurasian tree sparrow), 2241 nucleotides long. It is a transcript of the gene PRNP, whose product is annotated as prion protein. The transcript is spliced from 2 exons. NCBI's taxonomy places the organism in Eukaryota, Metazoa, Chordata, Aves, Passeriformes, Passeridae. Gene Ontology annotation, biological process: protein homooligomerization. Gene Ontology annotation, cellular component: membrane. The coding region runs from base 142 to 897 and encodes 251 amino acids. The record is from RefSeq and is a predicted model, not a curated record.
AUGACGAUGAUGAUGAUGAUGAUGAUGGCUCAGCGGGGCCGGGCUGCUCUGGAGCAGCUCCUCCCUCUCGCUAUUUAUUCCUGCGCGGAGCUCCGCGGCUGAAUCUCCUCGGAGCGAGCGCGCAGCGCGUUCCCAGCCGCCAUGGCCCGGCUCCUGGGCACCUCCUGCCUGCUGCUGCUGCUGCUGCUGGGCGCCUGCACCGACCUCGCCUGCUGCAAGAAGGGCAAAGGCAAACCCGGCUGGGGCGCGGGCAGCCGCCAGCCCAGCUACCCCCGGCAGCCCGGCUACCCCCAGAACCCCGGCUACCCCCACAACCCGGGCUACCCCCACAACCCCGGCUACCCCCACAACCCCGGCUACCCAGGCUGGGGCCAGGGCUACAACCCGUCCAGCGGAGGGACUUACCACCAAAAGCCGUGGAAGGCGCCUAAACCCAAGACCAACUUCAAGCACGUGGCGGGGGCGGCGGCGGCGGGCGCCGUGGUGGGGGGCUUGGGGGGCUACGCCAUGGGCAGGGUGAUGUCGGGCAUGCACUACAGCUUCGACAGCCCCGACGAGUACCGCUGGUGGAGCCAGAACGCCGCGCGCUACCCCAACCAGGUCUACUACCGCGACUACCGCGGCCCGGUGCCGCAGGACGUCUUCGUGGCCGACUGCUUCAACAUCACCGUCACCGAGCACAACAUCGGCCCCGCCGCCAGGAGGAACGCCUCGGAGGCCGCCGCGGCCCUCAACCAGACGGAGGCGGAGCUGGAGACGCGCGUGGUGACCAAGGUGAUCCGCGAGAUGUGCAUCCAGCAGUACCAGGAGUACCGGCUGGCGUCGGGCGCGCGGCCGCGCCCGGCCGAGGCCUGCCUGCCCGCCCUGCUGCUCCUCGUCCUCCUCGCCCUGCACUAGACCGCCCUAAACCUUCCUGGUGUCACCCUGUCCCGCCCUGGUCUCGGCUGGUUUUGGUGAGGAGCCUCCGGUUUAGGCAACGGGAUGAGAAUUUCCUUUUCCGCCCCGUAACCGCGGCCUUCGCCUCCUCCUCCUCCUCCUCGGGGCCGCCCCGAGAGGGACCAGGCCCAGGGGGAGCUCUCCUUGGCAGGAGCUUCUCCAAAAAUCCUCGUGGGUAACGGGCAGGGUUUCAUCUCAGCCCCCCCGGGGGGUCUCGGAGGGGCUUUUUCAAGCUGCCAGGUUGCAAUUUGAAGUGUUCCAUCCUAAAAAAAGCCCCUUCCCCGUGUACAUCGGGAGCUGCCGCUCCACCCCCUGCAUGCUGCAAAACCCCUGCAGCAACUGGCCAAAAUAAAGUCAUUUUUUACUCCCUGCCACAGCCAGGCCGAGGCACUGGUCGGUCUUUAGGGGCAGAAAGUGCUGCUGAAUGCCCUAAACACCCCCAAAAAGGUGUUACAGCCCGGGAAAAAGCUGGUUUGGGUGCUCCAGGUGCCAAGUCGUGCUCACGCUUCGGCACCUGGGCCUGGAGGACGUUAAAGUGCAGCACAAAGGAUUCUCAGGGGGGCCAGGCACGUAGCAAGAGCCUGAAACCAGCUAAACCACGCCGGUACAGCAACCAGCACCGGGAAAAACGGGGGUGGGAAGGGAGAUGCUUUACAAAAAAUCACAUUUGCAGUAGUCCCUUUGCCCUGUGGAAGCAGCGGGUGGAAUUCUUGCUUCUCGAGCUGUAACACCCGUGGCGCUGCGUUUGAUAUCUCUCGUGUGUUUUAUUUUUGCAAGGCACUGAAUAACACUGUCCUAAACGAGGUUUUUUUUUCCCCCCUCCUUUUUGCAUCGUUGUACGCUAAGUGAAGAUAUAUAUUAUAUAUAUAUAUAUAUAAAAAUACCUAUAAACAGAGAGCAAAGAAGCCUUUGGGGACAGGCACCGGCAGAGCAGGGCUUUGAGGUGCCCGUCCUUGCGCGGAUGUUUUGUAACCGUCACGCUGCAUGCCCGCCGGGAUUUGCCGUGCUGAGCCUUUUCUAAGUGUUCCACGUCUGGUACCAAUUAAAACGGAUCAAGCCAAGGUGCCCGGCAGCCUCCUUUGUGUGCCAGCCCCGGGCAUUUCUGCAUUUCCCGCAUUUCUGCAUUUCCCGAAUUUCCCUGAGGGAGCUUUUGUUCCCUUCCAGCCCCAAGUUUGGCCCAAUCCCCACAGUCCCAGUUAACCUUUUCUCCUCCUCUGCUCCCACCGAUGGCACCGCUGCAGUCCAAGAGUUUUCUAAUUUCUGUCUCGUUCCAGUUUCUGUUCUAAUAAAGGAGUUUUUACAUUU